UUUCAUCUGCCGCGAGAAGUGCCUGUCGUUUUCGGAGGUCUCCCGUACAAGUGGUGAAAAUUGUAGAAAAAAUCAGAUAAUCUGUUCAGUGGAGUCAUCAAAAGUCCAUUAGCAGCUCACAAAGACACAGAGGUAAUCGAUACUUGCGCAGACCAAGCUAAAGCUGGCCAUAAUUGAUGAGGACAGCUGAUGAGUAGCAAUCGGUCAAGCGAUAGAGAUCGUAUUACUGUGAAGAUACGUAACAUGAAACGUAGCGCCUCGCGCGACUCUCCACCAAGAUCUAAGAGGCGCGGAAGUAUUGGCCGUUACGAAGGAAGCUCGGACGAACGCGUAACACCGGACAGGAUGAGACGACGUGUUGCAAGAUCCCCUAGUCCACGUGGAGCAACCACCCGCUACGCUUCCCCUCACCGGGAAGAGUACACUCGAGGAGGACGUGAGAGUGGAACCGAACGAUAUUCGUACAAGGUACUGUGCGUAAGUGCUCUGCAUCCCAAGGCAUCUGACGAAUUAAUUAAAGAAACAUUGUAUCGGGAGUACAAGAAAUUUGGAGACUUUAGCAUUCGCAUUUCGCAUGAUUUAGACGAACGUGUAGCAUACGUUUGUUUUCGUACUUCGGAAGAUGCCCGGGAGGCGAAGCAUGCCAAGUCAAGGGUUGUCUUGUACGACAAAGUGGCACUUGUCGAGCCUGUUUAUGAAUCGGCCAAAUCCGAAUCGUAUCGUAGACCACGUUCUUCCUCGCCGCAGGAUUAUGACCGUCACUACUAUGCCCGUUCACCUGGAGUUCCACCACCGGAUCGUCGUCGUCCUGAUCAUCACCCGUACGAAGGAUAUGGACCACCACCCGGUCGUAUGCACCAUCCGGACUUCCGUCCACCGAUGCAUCACGAGUACAUGCCUCGUGGGCCACCGAUGCACCAUCAUGGACCUCCGCAUAUGCAUCCGGGACCUCCACAUCAUCACUAUAUGCCUCGUCCGUAUCUUCCACGCCCAAGGGCUCCAUUUGAGAAGACCGAUAAUAAGAAAGAUAAGUUCCCCAACUAUUUGCAUCAUGUUCAACCGGAGGAUGAUCCUCUAGCCACCAGGACAUUGUUUGCUGGUAACCUGGAAAUCAACAUAUCCGAUGACGAGUUGCGUCGAAUUUUCGGGAAGUAUGGCCUCGUAGAAGACAUCGACAUUAAGCGGCCGCCACCAGGCACAGGCAAUGCCUUUGCCUUUGUGCGUUAUCAAACCUUGGAUAUGGCUCAUCGUGCAAAAGUUGAGCUGUCGGGUCAGUAUAUAGGCAAGUUCCAAUGUAAAAUUGGAUACGGAAAAGCUACUCCGACCACUAGAAUCUGGGUAGGAGGCCUUGGCGCAUGGACAUCGGUUACUCAAUUGGAGCGGGAGUUUGAUCGAUUUGGAGCGAUCAAAAAAAUUGAAUACAACAAGGGAGAUACCCAGUCUUUCAUUCUGUACGAUUCUAUCGAUGCCGCUACGGCUGCAGUAAAGGAAAUGCGUGGAUUCCCAUUAGGCGCACCGGACCGUCGCAUUCGAAUCGAUUUUGCUGAUAAUGGUACGACACCUCCGUUCCCGAAACGAGGUGCAGGUUUCGAGGAAGGCGGUGAAUAUCGUCGUGCUCCAGAUUAUGAAUAUCCGGAAGGCGCACCGCCAUAUGAAGAGACCGCUAGCUAUGGCUAUGGAGGCAGACCUUUCCGUGGUCGAGGAGGAUUCCGCGGCCGUGGAGGUUUCCGAGGGGGAUUCCAUCGCGAUGGUCCUCCUCAUCACGGAGAUAAUGACGAGUGGCGCCGAGCACCAGCUGAUGGUGAUUACGAAUCUCGCCGUCGUUCCGGAUCGCGUGAGCCUGGUAUUGAUAGAUCUCGUUCUCGUUCACCUCGUCGGCGCAGUCCAGCUGAUUCUGACUCGGACUCUUCAUCUCGUAGAACUGGUAUGUUGUCGAACGCACGAACGCUACCAGAAGUUGCACGAAAAUCCACAACAGUAUGGCAGGGUGCUUUGAUCCUGAAGAGCUCACUGUUCCCAGCCAAGUUGCACCUUACGGACGGGGAUAAUGACAUAGUCGACAGUUUGAUGAAAGAUGAAGAAGGUAAACAUCACCUUCGCAUUACCCAGCGGCUUCGUCUGGAUCAACCCAAGCUGGAGGAUGUACAGAAACGUAUAUCGACUUCUUCGUCCCACGCUAUCUUCCUCGGGCUGCCGGGAUCGACAUCGUCCGUUGCGUCAUCGGAUGAUGCUAGUGUUCAAACACGUCCCUUGCGUAAUCUCGUAUCGUAUUUAAAGCAGAAGGAAGCCGCCGGCGUAAUUUCCUUGCUGAAUAAGGAAACGGAAGCAACCGGUGUGCUGUAUUCAUUCCCACCAUGUGACUUUUCAACAGAAUUGCUGAAACGUACAUGCCACAAUCUGACCGAGGAAGGGCUGAAGGAAGAUCAUCUGGUGAUCGUGGUGGUUCGAGGAGGAACCGCCUGAGUGGCAGAAGAAGGCACCGUUAGCACAUAAGGUGAAUAAUUAUUCUUAAGCUAAACUGUUCACAUAACCCAACGCGCGCAAGACCCAAUCAAUCAUCAUUAAAACACACUCAUUCGAUACAUCAGUUGCCCCCCUCUGCGCACACUACAAGAACACCAUCCAGCGAAGAAAGAAAGAAACUUCCGAUCCGACCGUGGUUUGCGACUGAGUGAAAAAGACGAAGACGGAAGAAUUGGUGAUACCGCAAUUGAAUCCGAAAUAUCCGUUUUGUGACCGUGCAACGAUGAUACUCUCUGGUGGCCCCGUGCGGAAGUGAUGAUGAUGGUGAUGAUGACGUUGAUGAUGAUGAUGAUGCUAGUGCGAAUUAAUAUCGGACUUUUGUGUAGCGAAUAGGCAACCAACGCAGUGUGAGUGGUUGGCGAUUGGAAAAAAAACAGCAGAAAAUGAUGACGUGCGCGCGCCAUUCGAGACACCGAACCGGAGUAGAGAUUGUGUGCAUCAGAUGAUGAUCAGUGGAAGUGUAACAACUAACGGUUGUUUGUAGUUUUCAGUAGAGAGGAAGAUUUAUGCUAUAAGAUGACUUGUAAUUCACCGUCGGAAAGAAGAGGCAUCUUCCCCGAGCCUCGCUCGAAAAUGUAUAAUUAGUUCAUACAUUGAGAUUUUUGUCACAGAGCAUUUUUCUCUGUUAUUUUAGCCGUUGAUUCAUAAUUUUUUAGGUCGGGGAAGAUGCCUUCAUUUCCGGGUUCCCAUUACCAGCGAGAGGAUGAAAGUGGUAAUGACACUGCAAAUGACCGAAGAGAAGAAAAAAAAAAAACAAGUAUUGAUGUUCAAAAUUGAAUGAAAUUGAAAAUGUUUUAAAGAAGAAACUGUGACAACUUUAAACAUUUCUAUUUAUGUAUCAAAACAGUUUAGUAAAGUAGCAGUAGUGGCAAAUGCAGAUCUAUAGAAACUUAUAAUGCAAUUUGAAUACCGUAAAACAAGCUUGAACAGAAACAAAACUUAAUAGAUUUCUAUUAUAUUCUACUACCCUUUCUUUGUGCAACAAAAGUUAUCGUAGCAGAAGAUCUUAAACCGUAUGUGUUUAGUGUUAAACUUCAUAUUGAAAACAUAAGCAUUGAAUGAAAAUGAUAAUGGUGUAUGCUGCUCUGACUAAAAAAAGGUAUCCCAAGUGAAUGAUGAUGUUCAGUUUAGUAUUGUUUUGUGAUUAUAUUUCGGUUUUUACUGUCCUUUAUGCUUUAACCAGUUUAUGAAAGGAAUAAUUGACGAAUAAGAGUUCGGUGUAAUCUUCUAUGUUUCAUGCUGAGAACUAUGAUAAUGGUUUGUGCAGCUAGUGUUUUUAAAACUGGUGGACUUGAAACAUCUUGGCACAAUUUAAAAGCAAUUUGUGCUCUUCAACUUUAAUAGCAACCCUUUUUGAUCAAGUGGGAUAGUGUUUGGCGGUUUAUUGAAAGUUUUCCAGUGCCAGUUUGUGACCGUGGUUGAGUAUUUUUGUGUUUGUGCUCUAGUUGUGAACAACUCUCCUUCAGAAAUCUAUUCUCGUGUUUUGUACCACCCAUGCCUUCUGGAUGUUUGUGAAUCAGACCAUGUGUAUUAUGAUGAUUCAUACAUACUACCCAAUUCCAUUUCUGCUGAGUGAUUGGUGAUUUUUGUGACUAUUUCAAGGGAUUCUCUUGAUCGGACGUGUUUCAGUGUAUUGAUGAUGCUAAUGUAAGUUUCUUCUAAAAUUUCCCUUCCAGUGAUAUUGAUGUGUGCCAAAACUUCAAUUGAGCUUCCUGUUUUGUGAGGAAAGUGUACAACUAUAAAGUGGGCUAGUGAUGAUUGUUGAAAUUUAAGUCAGUGUUUACACAGUGUUUUCCUAACACUGAUACUGCUGAACUUUUCCCUAAUGCGUUGAGAAUAGAAUGUAGCAUUUGUUGUUAAAAUUCUGAUUUUAAUAUUGGUUUUACAAAUGUUACUUUGUAUUGUAAAGCGCAGCAUCACGAAUGGCAGGUGGAUGCUACCAGUUUGAUCACCAGUAAUGAAAGUGAGAUUUUACUAAAGAAAAUGGAAGAGUUUUUGUUCUAUUGAGUUCAGUUUUGUUCUGUUUGAUUUCCAAUGGGAAGAAGUUGAAAAUUGUGACAGUGAAAUUUGGUUGAAUCAAAAAUAAAUUGAACUGAAAGUCGGUUGAUUCGUACAGCUGGCAGCUAAACGAUUAGGACUUACGGAAAUAAAUAUUCGGAAUGUAACAGUAGUUAUUCAUGAAAGCAAAAUGUACUAGAUCCUGAAAUAAAUAAAACAGUGUGCUUCGCAUUAA
This is a messenger RNA of Ochlerotatus camptorhynchus, 4756 nucleotides long. It is a transcript of the gene nito, whose product is annotated as RNA-binding protein spenito. The record is from RefSeq and is a predicted model, not a curated record. Gene Ontology annotation, molecular function: mRNA binding. Gene Ontology annotation, cellular component: nucleus. NCBI's taxonomy places the organism in Eukaryota, Metazoa, Arthropoda, Insecta, Diptera, Culicidae. The coding region runs from base 190 to 2463 and encodes 757 amino acids. Gene Ontology annotation, biological process: regulation of alternative mRNA splicing, via spliceosome. The transcript is spliced from 3 exons.